Molecule: messenger RNA, 3555 nt
Organism: Drosophila grimshawi
Lineage: Eukaryota; Metazoa; Arthropoda; Insecta; Diptera; Drosophilidae
Gene: mirr
Product: homeobox protein caupolican
Exons: 5
Coding region: 82-2214 (710 amino acids)
Biological process (GO): regulation of transcription by RNA polymerase II; neuron differentiation; cell development
Cellular component (GO): nucleus
Molecular function (GO): RNA polymerase II cis-regulatory region sequence-specific DNA binding; DNA-binding transcription factor activity, RNA polymerase II-specific
Source: RefSeq, a predicted model, not a curated record
UUGUGUUUAAUUCAAUUCAAUUCGUGCCGUGCCGUUUUGAUAAUAAUUAUUAGUUCGACUUGAAAAGCAAAUCUAAAUUAAAUGACAGUGCACAGUAAUGAAACCGGUGUCUGUUUAGUAAUGAAUGCCGUUUCAACUCGCCUUGCUGCCUCAUCGCCAACCACACCCUCCACGAACGCCGCACAGACGCCGCCGCAUCCACAGACUACAACGCAGUUGCCAGCUUUGCCACCGUUAGCGCAUCCAACAAGCGGCGCCGGCUCCGGCCACGGCCACGGUCCUGGUGCCGGCUCCGGUCCGGGGCCCACGUUAACCGCGGCCGUUGCUGCUGCUGCCGCCGCCGGUUUGCCCGGCAGUGGUCUACCCCUGCCCCUGACUGUGCCCGCUUCGAGCAACGUGAUGGUCACAUCGACAGUGCCGCCGGGCGCACGCUCCGGUUCACCGUGUGCCGCUGCUGUCACACCAUAUGGCUCGGCUGGCAGUAGUGUUGGACCCGGUCCCUCAUCGUUGCCGGCGAUUGGUGUCGGUCCGCCGCCGGGUGGUGCACCGCCAGCGCCUGGUUCCGGCAAUCCGAAUCCGAAUCGCUGUUGCGACACGGGCCGUACCAUCUACACGGAUCCUGUGAGCGGCCAGACGAUCUGCUCCUGCCAAUAUGAUAUGCUGAACUAUCAGCGCUUAGCUGCCGCCGGCGGCCUUGUCGCCGGUCCCGGCGGUGUACCGCUCGGCGUCUAUCCGGAGGGCAUGUCCGCCUACCUGUCGGGCAUCGCUGGCGAUCAGCCGCCAUUCUACGCGAAUCCGGCUGGCAUCGACUUGAAGGAGAAUUUGGUGGCUGGAGCUGCUCCAUGGCCGUAUCCAUCAAUGUAUCAUCCGUAUGACGCAGCGUUUGCCGGCUAUCCCUUCAAUAGUUAUGGCAUGGAUUUGAAUGGGGCCCGGCGAAAGAACGCAACCCGCGAGACGACAUCAACGCUGAAGGCAUGGCUCAAUGAGCAUAAAAAGAAUCCUUAUCCAACGAAGGGCGAGAAAAUAAUGCUGGCGAUUAUCACAAAAAUGACGCUAACCCAGGUAUCCACCUGGUUUGCAAAUGCGAGAAGAAGACUGAAAAAGGAGAACAAAAUGACCUGGGAGCCCAGAAAUCGAGUCGACGACGACGAUGCCAAUAUUGACGACGACGAUGAUAACGAUAAGAAUACCGAAGAGAAUGAUUUGCUAGAUGCAAAGGACUCGGGACUGGGCUCCAACGAUGAUAAGGAUCGCAUUGGACGUCUCGGUGAUAUGAUGGCCGAUCGUCCCGGCGAGAGUAAUAACAGUGAAUGGUCGGAGUCGCGACCGGGAUCUCCCAAUGGUUCCCCCGAUCUGUACGACCGACCCGGCACCCACCCACUGUUCCAUCCCGCCGCCCUGCAUCAUCACUUCCGGCCACCGACCGGUUCGCCACCCGACAUCGCCGCCUACCACCACCAUCAACAGCAGCUGUUGCAGCAGCAUCAGCAGGCACAGCAAAACUCGUUGCAGACCGCUGUGGGUGGCACUGGUGUCAGUUUGGCUGUGAAGCCACGCAUCUGGUCGCUGGCCGACAUGGCCAAGGAUGGCAAGGAGUCCAACUCGGCCAACAAGGAUAACUCGCCGGCCAGCGAGCUGCCGCCGUCGCAGCCAGCCUUCUACGGCCAUCCGAGUCAACAUCAGCAUCCAUCGCCGGGCAAAAUACUCUCACCGCUGGCGGCUCGCAUACCCAACUAUGCGCCAUAUGUGCGACCAGAUUUGUAUCGUGGCUUCUAUGGGCCGGCGGCAGCAGCUGCCGCCCAUUUGAGUGCACCAACGCAGGAGUUUCUGGAGCAUCAGCGGCAUUUCGGUGCCAGUCUGGCGGCACACAACGGUCUCGGCAUGAAUCCGCUGCUGUGGAAAGCGGCGGUGUCUGGUGCCGCCACCGGACAACACUUUGCACCACUCAGCCUGACAACGACUAGCAAUGCGGGUGCCGUGCAGGUGGCACCACCACCCGGUGCAUCGCCAUCUGCCUCCAGUUCAUCGUCGUCGAUGGGCUGUGAUGUGGUGCACAUACCCAACAGCAGUGGUGGUGGUGGCGGCGGUGGUCAUUCCGCUGCACAGCAUAUGAUCGGGCCCAUUUCCAGCAAUUCGACCUCUUCGUCAUCCUCCUCGAACUCGGGCAAGAUCUCUCCGGGCGUGAAUGUGACCUCGCUGAGCGGCAAGCCAUGACACCCAACAACGCUCUCCGCUUCAGCAUCAGCGUCCGCAUCCCCUGAUCCAUACGCAUUGCCGCCGACCUCAGCUGCUUCGCCGAUCUCGGCAUUCCGGUCGCUGUCAUUGAUCGCUAUGCGGGAACAUCAUCUGCAGCAACAGGCGCCCAAAUUGGCGCUGUUACGACCGUAGCCAUGUGCCACGGAUUUCGGGGCAUGCCAAUGAGCAAGAAACAAUAAGGCGCCCCCCCACAGCUGGCAGAGAGAGUGAGAGAGAGAGAGGGAGAGGGAGAGUGAUAGAGAAAGAGGAUCAAGUUCAGUUCGGGUAGAGAGAUCGGGCAAAACUUUCGGACAAUAAUUUACAUGUGAUUAUUCGGUAUUUUGAUUAACGCCGCUUACACCAAAUAGCAAGAAUCAUCCCGCUCCCAGCAGCAGCCGCAAACAACAAACAACAAAUACAAAACAACAAGAAACAACAACAACAACAAACAAACCAACAACCAUAACUGUCAAGGACUUUGUGCAAUUUUUGUGGGAAUGAAAAAUCCUAAAUCUAAUUGAAAAAAAAAAUACAUUAAUUUUAAUACAUACAACUUACGCAAUCAGAGCUUAUAGGAAGUAAAUUUGUAAGAGUUAGUGAAAAAUGAAAAAGAAAAACCUAAAAAAAAAACUAAAUAACUAAAACCAAACCCAAUGACAUCUAGCAGAAGCAGUUGAAUAAUAAGUAGUAUCUCGCAAGGACAUCCUCUCAACGGAAGACACAAAAGAGACAGCUUGAUCAGAGACAGAGAGCGAGAGAUAGAGAGAGAGAGAGAGUCGCUUCUCAUCAAUGAGCUGCUAGAUGAGAGAGAACCACAAAGUAAUUACAAACACUUUCACAGACACACAUAUAUUUUCACGUUCUACUACUAGAAUUGGCUUCAGACUUCAGGCGCUGAUCUAUGCGGUACAUAAGUAUGUAUGUAUAUAGUGAAUAUAUACGAUAUAUAUGACGGUACUUAAGUACGUAAACAUAUUAAGUUAAUUGUAUGUCACUUUGCCAUCCUCUAUUGCUUGUAUGGAUGGACAUAAAACAUAUCAACGUGACGAACGCUCCAAUCAAAAUCCGGCCUCCCUCCUUUCCUUCCUUUAUCAGAGCAGCCCCCCAACCCCCAACCACCAACCCCCUUCCACCAUGCAACAUGCACCAUGCACCCUCCCGACCAUAUCCAUACCAAAUAUGCAAGUAAAUGCGAGCAAUGAUUGAUUUAGUUGUUUUUGUUUUUAUUGUCUUAAGUUCAAACUUUGUUCCUGUCGUUUGUAAAUUUAAUUUAUUGUAUGUAUGUAUGUAUUUAUUUGAUAAAUUGGCAAACACGAUUUA